UUUCUAUCAUUUAGUCUCGUUCAUUCGCCAUUUGCGUGCACUUUACGUGGGAUGAAGUAUUUUUUAUUUUUCCAUUGCGACCAAACGGCAAAUACUCUGUUGUUAAAAGAACAACUGUACUAAACAAUAUCGGAGCUAAGCGCGAAAGAAUAGCUUCAAUCGUAGAGGCUUAUUCAAUUGCUUGAUAAUCUCCCACGUAUUCGCUAAAUCAAAGUGAAUGGGAAACGCGUGUAAGUUUUUUUUAUUUUCAUGCUACAGUUAACUCGCGAUCAUAGUUGGUAUUUGGUCGGGUCACUCGUUUCGCUGCACUGUCGGUAACUUGGGUUGUCGAGAAAAAAUUGUGAAAAAUGUGCUUUUUGAUAAUUGAGGAAAAAGUAUUCAUUCGUUCAAUGGAAGAAUAAAAACUGUUACGAGAAAGUGAUUUAACAAUUGCGAAAUUGCACAAAGAAAUGUCAGUGAUUUAGAGUUUUCCAGAUUUAUCGAUAAUAUCUACAGUAAAAGUUUCCAGUUCAACGGGGAAGGAACAAAACUGCCAUGGAUACGUCAGCAGACAAAGCUGGUUAUUCGAUUGAUAUUAAACAGGAGCUCGAUGAACCUGCAGAAACAGCUCCGGCCGGAGUGGAGGGCCGCAUCAUUCGUAAAAUGACGGUUCUGGACCCACUGAAGCUUAAACUUCUGAAUCGGCAGAAUCACAAUAGUCUACUGUCUGGAUUACUCACAGAAAAAGCCAAAGCGAAGCCUCCUGCUCCUACCACAGCUUCUCCGGGUCCGAAUUUGUCCACUUCGUUGACUACGGAGGUUGACGAACAAGCCUCUGCCGUUGCCCCUUCGACCGCUUGCGUAAAUGUCAGUUGCGAAAUCAAUGCUAGCAAACCUGCAACGCAGAGUUUGUUUCGGCGGAAAAAAGCUAUCCCUGUUGCGAUAGCGAAGAAAAUUGCUCAACAAGAAAAACAGCGUCCAAAUGUAGUAGCAUUAUCUUCGUCGUCGUUAUCUGCUGUAAGUGAUGUUAUUGAUCAUAUUUCCAAAGUGAAAGUGGAAGAUAUUACAGAACCAGAUACCGGUGGUUCUAAAUCCGUUGCUGGUGAUUCAGUAGCAGCUGCCGAUGUGGAUAUGCGUCCCGCUGCAUUCCGCAGAAUAAAACCAAAAGUUUCGAUAAAUAUUGCACAGAGUCGACCGACAAAAUCUAUUCUAAAAAAAUGUAGUUCAAUUGAACGCACACCGGUUAGUGACCUGUCACAGGAGCGGACACCGGAAGCGCCCAUUAUUUUGGAGGACAAUAAUGAAGAAGAAAAUCCUAGGAUUGAAGUAGAUCGAAGCGAAACUACGAAAACAGAAAAUCAGGAUAGCGUGAACGGUACUGCAGCAAAUGUUGUGAACAUUCAAGAGAAUGUUAUCGAAAAGGAAACUGACACGAGAAAUGUAUCGUUCGAUAAUGCAUGCCAAAGUAUAGGUUCAGUGAAAUGUGAAGAAACUAGAAUAAGCCCGAAAUUUGUUAAGAUUCCUCCCGAGGUGAGGAUGUUACAAAUGCAACGCUUGCGAUCCAAUCCUAAUUGGAUGCAUAAUGUUCCAGUAACCUCUCCAGAGAAGGUUGCAACGACUUCAUCUCGAAGUAAAGAGUAUGUUAUUGUUGAAAAGUUUGAGAUUAGUAAGCAAAAUGAUGAUGUUCAGGAGUCUGUUGAUGUUAAUGUUCCUGAAGAAACCGGUCCGAAAGAUGCUGUUGAGAUCAGUAAAACUGAUGAUAAUGUUGUUCAAAAACAUCAUGUGAGAGAAAUUCGACGGAUAUCUAGGCUUCCUCCCAAUUUGGCAAUGAAAUUAAUGAACUGUGUUAAUUCGGCGAAGAAGAAGAAUCAGAACACAGUCAAAGAUGCAGUGCUUGGUGCAUCUAAAGUUGAGGAAGUGUCGUUAGAGACUAGUCAAGAUCUGUCCGUACAACCCGUCGUAAUUCGUCGAAUAUCGCCUCUACCAGCGGAAUCAAAUACUAGCAAUGAUGCUAAUGUUUUGGAACGGGAAAUAAAUUCAGAUUGUGGUGUAGCGAAGGAUGAUAAGAAAUGUCAGCCUUUGAUGAUAGCGGCUGAAAACCAAAACUCUACGCUAUCUCUAAAACCAACACAAACGAUACGACGAAUAUCUCGAGUACCACCGAACGUUGCCGUCAAAUUACUCAGCAGUGUCGCAUCGGUGAAUCGAGCUGCUACUUCGAAACUAUCUGCUUUGCAGAAAACUGUGCCGGUCACAAUGCAGAAGACGAAAGAGACAGAUGAGGAUGCUUCCGGUGAAAUUAAACCGGAUGUUACUGAAACAAUCGAGAUUCAUUCAUUAAAACUUGAGAGUACAGCAGUGCAACAGGAACGCGAUCGAAAAGAUGUAACACAUCGUGAAUUGGAAGAGAUUUCGGAGGAGAAAUCUAGAUCAUCCGUUUCCCCCACAGUACAAUCAACAGACACAGGGCAACCGACGAAACCGAAUCGCAAAGUUCAUAUUUUAUCACAGGUCAUUUUACCGACGGCAUCCUACAACUUGGAGGAGCUUUUGGCGGGGAAAUCAGCGGAAACAAUCCCGUCCGGCAGGUUAUCCCUGCCUCUGCCGAUGCCUUUUCGUACGGCUAUCAAUGCACCAAUUAUAAUGCCGGUACCGAUAAUCGACACUACAAAGGUGGAGGCGGGAAUGGUUUCUGAGACGGUGGAUACGGAGUUGUCGGUGUCGCGAUCUAUAGUUGAACAAAGCGUGAACCGAAAUCAAUGGACUGAAGACGAGAGUACCGUAUCGGUGGAUGCGCAUAACAUAACCGGUUCUACCAACAAAAAGUCGAUGGAACCAAGUUCGACGAGUGAUUGUUUCGGAUCACGUCUAGUGAAGCCAUAUGGAGUAGGUUCUAACGUAAACUCAAAUCCGACUAAAGAUGAAUUGGAUGAGAGAGAAGCGUUGCGAGUAGAGAAAAGCUGUGCAAAGGGAGUGAGUAUUGAUAAGCAGGAACCUAGCCUGGGUAAUCAGCAAACGUUGCAAAAACAGCACGAAGAUUACCAACAUCAGCAUCCAGUUCCAUCUGUUAUGAAAACUCAUCAACCCCAGUUAGGGCCCAAUUCUCGCCUACAAUCUCAGCCGCAACUGAUACCAGCAACGUACCAUCGUGCCCCUUCGUACCUCAAUCAACCGGUUACACUAUACACCCGGGCGUAUGCCAAUCCGCAUCAAAUGAUUAUAAAUCCGGCCAGUCAUAAGCAAUCACAUCAUACGCAGCAACAACAGAUUCCACGUCAUCGUCCGAUUCUUCAACCCACACAGUUUGUACUGGUACACUCGAGGACCCCAUCAGCUAAUGCAACACCUAAUACGUCGUCUCUAGCAUCGCAACAUCGCCUGAUGGUUCCUCCAGCUUCAGUUUACAAUCACCAGUUUCCCGGCGGACACAAUCAACUUAUUGUUCCUGCGCCACGUUUCAUGAUUCCUCCUGAUAGUAGAAACACUCUCUCCGGACCUAGGCCACAUCAACAACAACAACAACAACAACAAAAUCAACUGUUACAUCAGCAGCAUCCGUCCACGCGACAUGUCGUACCAACUAUCUCUCCACGGGGACACGCUUUUCAACCAGUUGAUCGAACUCCUUCGUCCAUUCAUCAUCAUCAUAAUUAUCAGCAACAGCCGUCGCCACCGCCAACACCGCUGUCACAGCAACCUGCUCGAGUUAUUCCGAAGAUUAUCAUCGACAGCAGUUUGGUAGAAAAUGACCGUCCUAAACAGACAGGCUCUAACAGUUCCGCGCAGUCAACACCAGAUAUGGGACAGGAGUUGAAAAACUUCUCAGCUUGCUCUCAACUAAUUAAAAAUAAACUCCGGGAAAAAUUGCGUGCGAAAAUAUUUCAAAAAGAACGUGCCGACGCUAUGGUGAUUUCGGCACCAGUCAGCAUCCCUACGCCGCAACUCAAACCGGCUGUGCAACAAAAAGUAGUACCACUAUCGUUUCGUCCUACGUCGCAGCAUACGCGGCAGCCACCACCACGAGCGCGAGUCGUCUAUCAUCCGGAAGACUUUAAUCAAUCCUCGGUACAAAUGGUGCGGGUGCAAGCUGCACCGAAACUUCCCGCGCAAGCACAACGUCAUCCUAUCAAGCAGUUCGUGUAUGGACAUGGGAAAAAAAUUUAUCUGACUAAAAUCAGCAUUUCGAAGCCGGUGCAUUCAUCGCAAAGUACCUCUCAACCAGCACCAUCUGUCCAACCAGUUUCAACGCAUAACAGCCCGAAUAUACCGUUGUAUCUGAGAAGUCCUUCCAAAACCCACCAUCUGUACGAUGACAUCUUUCAUGGCUACCCCCAGUCUACCAUCAAACACGAAAUGCGAGAGUUUCAACGAUUCCGAAGCGCGAUGGAACAAUUGGAACGAAAUAUGAGCCCGGAAACAACGGCCCCAAGUACAAGCACGAGUGACCCGACGACAGUUACUACGGCUGGACCGCAACGAGAAACCUUCAUCAUAACCGAGUUUGAUGUCACUGCCGGUCCAUCGGAUAGGCUCUGUCAGGAAGUGAAGGAAACGGUCGUAAAGCAUGAAAGUGGAAUGCCACCUAAAAUCAGCGUUCGACGAAAGACUUUCGUGGUGGACGAUUCCGAUUGUGAAAUACGAACCGAUCAAUUGCCACGGAUCGACGAAACUUCGAAAGGUGAAACAAAAGACGAGAUAAAACCCGAAGUAGCACAGGAAGCCACCACAGCUCGACUGCUGGUGGAUGAGCAGGAUAGAGAUUCUUUCAGCAGCUGCAGCGAGAUGGACAAAACGGAUGAGGAUUUGGCGCGGGAUAUACUUGCAAUAGUGCAGAAGGAACGCGAAAUACUUAAGAUAGAUUCUCCGGAACGGGAAGUGAAGAAAGUUAAACGCAGAAAGAAGAAACGGAAGCAUCGGAAGAAGAAGGCGAAAGACUGUAACAAACAGUUACUGAAUCUGCUUAUGAAGCAUGUAAAUCACGAAACGUUGAUAGCUGAGAUUUUAUCGGCACAACAAAAGCAAAUACAGUCCGUUGAAACUUGUGAUGACGAAGAAGAGUCGCAAGAAGAACCUAAACACAAUGUUGAACAGAAGGUAGAGAAAUCAGAGAUGGAAAUUUUUGAUCAGCACGAAUCAACAAACGACUCGUUAAUAUCUGACAUCGAGGAAGAUGAAUCUGACACCGACAUUUUUGCAGAGAUUUUGAAACCAUUCCGUACAGAUCGAGAACAAUCACAAAUUCCGAAUCAAGAGCAGCAAGUUCAACCUAACGUUGAUUAUCCUGUCACAACAGCUUCUUCUUCAUCUUUUUCUUCUAUUCUGAAGCCUACUGUUUUUCACGAACGAAUAAUAAUUCCUGCUUCCGGAGAGUUCAUCUGUGAUAAAAAUGCCUUUCCCGAAAUCGAAGGUAGGCCAAAUGUAACACCAACUGCUUCUAGAAUGCCCAAACGAAAACUAAAACCUAUUCUUGUUUCACGUACAAAAAUAAGAAAGAUUAGCCCUGUUCCAACGUUCGAUACGACGAAUGUAGCCAAUGAAGAAUCUGUUCGUCGAUUGUCUUCGCCGGUUGCGGCUUGCGAGUCUACUGAUUCAUUUUCUGAUAGAAAUGAUUCAUCUUCCUGCCAAGAACCUAUUGUGGGGGUAAAACCAAUCACUGUGAAUGAAAAUGAGAAGACUGUUGUGACUGGUGCUACCGGAAGUGUCAUAGAGGAACCAACAAAAUACGUAAAACCAUUUAUUCGAGAAAUUGUCAACGAUUGGGAUUCGGAAGGAGCAGCGGAUGACGGAACGAAACACGCAAUGGGUGAAUGUUCAAGGCCGAGGGAAAUAGACAUUCCUUGUCAUAUUACAAAGGAAGAUAUGCAGCAGCAGAAAAUACCCUCAUCACCUUUAAGUGAUCUAUCUAUUCCUGAUUCAUCCGCCAACGCAUCCAUUGAAUGUAUUUCAUUAGAAGGAACUACAGAAGAGAGGCAUACUAAGCCAGUUUCGAUAAUCAAACAACGCGUAUUGGAAACAGAUUUACAAAUGGCUUUAUCUCAAGAUGAUGAUUGUUAUAAUUCUCUCACCGUGUCAAGGACUCCUCCUCGAGCAGUUGCAGCAAUGAAAACCUCAGAUAAUGUGCUUACGGACAUUUUGAGAGAUUGGGAUUCUCCUGUAAGAGCACAAGAAUCUUCACAACUUAUAGCGAGAGUUUUAUUGGACAGAAUCGAUACCACAAGGUGCGAAAAUUUCGAGGGUGUAGAAACAUCUUCAACUCCGAAUGCGGUGAAUUCAGCUUACGUCUGCCCGAAACCAGACUCUAACUCUACACCAGAAAUUCCUGACCUGCCCAGUGAUAUUGACAACAUUCCGCCGACGGCAGAAGUGCAGGAUCAGCUAUCCAAUAAAACUCGAAGUGGCUGUCAUUCCAAUGAAAAAGAAAAUCUUGCUGUUGAUUCAAUCGAAAUGGGCAGCAAAAUGAAGUCUAUUGAUCAAAUCAAAACAAUGAAUGUGAUAGGAAUUAAAAGUAACAUUUCACAAUCUUCGAAACAUGUUGAUCCAAAUCAAUCGAAGGGAAAACUUCGUAAAAAAUCUGUUUUCUUUGAAGAUUCGGUAAAAGAUCACGUUGAACGACAGGAGAAACCUGCUGGCAGGGUUCUACGCAGUCGGCCGAAGUCUAUUUUCUCGGAAAGUUCUAAACUGGACGAAACUGUUCAAAGGCAAGCAAUAGAAUCCCAAUCGGUUGCAAUGGAAAACCCGACGACUCAAGAGCAAAUAUCACCGGAGAAUAGUCAGCGCAUCGCAACGGAGUCCGAGAGUCACGAAAACGUGGUGGAAGCAGGGGGUAAAGCUAGCGCCGAAAAUCGAGCAGAACCCGAGCAACGGUCAACCAAAUCUACCCCGUUUAUUUCCAAUCGCGUUCCAAUUCCGAUAUCCUCCGAAGACGAAGACAAUGUCCCGUCAGCUAAACGCCGGAAAGUGCUUCGUAAGAAGCGAUCCAGCACCCGUAAAAGCACCGUUCGCGAUCUCAAUGCCAACCGACGUCUUUUUAAAAGUGUUCAUAAAACUUCCUCAACUGCAGAUGAUCCACACGAAGAAUCGCAUACGGACUUCAUCAUCAAAACCGAACCGGAGGAAAUCCAGGAAUAUCCAGAGCAAUCUAUGCUAUACGACGCGUUUGGUCCCACACCCAACCAGCAAGAGCAACAACCAUCGGGACGUAUACUUUCGAUAGUUACCGUACAGAAUAACCAAGUGGUUCAUACUGAAGAUUUUAACACAUCGGUCGCCUCCGAAACACAACAUUUUCCAACAGCUCCAUUCGGAACGACGGAUCAGCAAUCGGCGGCAUUCGCUAUCUCGACACCAAACGAGCAUGUUUUCGCUACUCCGCAACCAGUCAAAAAACGGAAACGCCGUACCAAACAAGAAAUGGAAGCUGAUCGACAAGUCAAGCUGGAACAAAAAUGUAAAAAAAUGUCUCGAUAUAAUAAGGUUUCCAAUGAGUGUCUGAAUUCAUCAAAAGCACUGGUAACGGAUUUCGAGUGCGCAAACUGUAAACAACAGAUUAUGGCAGUCGAGUGGAAUGCCCAUUAUGCCCAUCACAAUGGACUGACUUACCGAACCGGAAUAGAUCCGGCACUGGAUCUGCAGGAUGAGGCUAGUGCCGCACAAAUCGUGACCCGUUUCAUGAAAAGUCGCCGACUGGCGUCGCUCAAGUGCGACAAAUGUGGUAUUUCGAAGAAAUCUGCCGUCGGUCUAAUUUCGCACCAGCUAAUUUGUGGUCUCACUGUCGAGCAAAUUGAAGCUAGCAAGAUAUCGUGUGAACACUGUAAACGAAAAAUGCUUGCAGUGAGUUUGUCGGCCCAUUUGCUAAGUUACUGUCCCGUGCUGAAGAAAAUACAAAAGGAAAAGCUACGGGCAGAAGCGAAUCAGAAUGCCGAAUCAGAAGCCGAAGAACAGAUCAUUGUCGUAAACCCAAUGAACCAACGGGGACGGACGAAACGGAAAGCGACGACCAAAGCCGAAAGGAAGAUUCAAUAUAUUACUUGCGGUAAUCAAAUUGUUCAUGUGACGAAAUCUGCCGUUACCGAGGGAUGCAAAGCAACCUGGGACGUUGAAUUUCGCAAGACCCAGAAGGCUUCGUGUGUGUUUAAGGACUGUGAUUUCACCGGAAACACAGAAACGGAAAUGCACCAGCAUCACCUGCUGUGUACGUCAACCAGCGAACGAUACGAGUGUAAAAACUGCCAAUAUCAAGCGAACAAGAUGCAGCAAUUGAUGAAGCAUAUAAAUCUGAAGCACAGAGAUGAUUCAAUGAACCCACUUGAUAGUAGUGGCACGGAUGCGAAGAUCAGUUCGGAAUCGUCGGAAGACGAGAAUGAUAUAGCUGAUGGUGAAAGAGUGACAGAAGAUGAGAAUGGGACUGAACUAGUGAAGAAAUCUAAAAAACGUCCCAAGCCCAAAGGAACUCAUAAAUCCAAAGCAGUGACGCUGUCUGGGAGAGAUUUGUUCAACGAAGAAAGCGAUGUCUACCGAGAAAUGGUAUUGGAUGAAUUACUUGAGCUACGCUUGUCGAAAAAAGAAUUCUUUGUUACGUCACGAACAUGGACAGAGGAAUUCCGCCAGCAAAAUUACUCCCGCAGUAUGUUGUUUUCGGAUCUACGACCUGAUUUAGAUGUUCGGUUAUUUCCGUCGGACUGGAUUACAGAUUACAUUCCAAAGUGCGCUAAAUCUUUGAGGUUCACCAUGCGUAAUACUAACCUAUACAAUGCACCAAUUCAAGUGAACGAUUACACCGAUAAGUGGCAACAGUUGGAUACGUUCAGUGGUCAGGUCCGUGGAACAGAUUCGUUGUUCUUCGUUGGAGGACCAGUGAUAGCGUUGGAUUGGUUGCCCGUGGUCGAUGGACGCGAUCGUGCCGAACGACAAAUUUUGGCAGUGGCCUGCAAAAAUGAUUUCGACGAGUUUCACCUAGCGAAUCGUAUUACACCGCGCAAGUGCCUUAUACAGAUCUGGGACGUAGGAUAUUUGAACAACAGCAGCCUAUCGCAUAAGGCGGAAAACUCAAAUCCGGAGCUAAUGUAUUCCAUAGCGUGCAAUUUUGGUCCAGUGUGGAGCUUGAAAUUUUGUCCUAGCGGAUGUUCUAACUCUGUAGAAGCCGGCGAUGAGUACAAUCGUCUAGGAUUACUAGCAGCUACUGGUUCCGAUGGCGAUGUGUACAUUUUUUCAUUAAUAAAAAACUACGGUGAUCUGAUUUCGAACAACUAUCGAAUAAUACAAUUGAAACCAGUGCUACGCUUAACUUUGACGGCGAUCAAUAGUGCCGAUUCCCAAUAUGAAGGUCAUACCGUGGUUAAACUAUCGUGGUCGAAAAGUAAAUAUCAUACGAUCAUUGCUGCCGGAUAUUCUAACGGUACAGUAGCGGUAUGGAAUCUUAGUUCAAAAUCACCACUCCUCACCGGUGUAAAAGACGGAUGUCCAUAUUUAUGUCCUGUUCAUCGAGUGUACACACCGGAUUCCUGCAUCACAGCCCUGGACAUACACUAUACGGAAGAAAGUCGGUAUCUUUUAGUAUGUAAUGCAGAUAGGAAAAUUCAAGUCUACGAUCUACACACCGGUUAUCUUCCGGUAGAAGUUUGUAACCUGAACGCCCGUAGUAAAGUGACGGCGGCCUGCUGGAAUAUUCAUUUCCCCGUAAUUGCGCUAGUUUUCGAUGAUGUGUACGCAAUUGACCGAUGUGCUCUAACUUUACAUCAAACUCGGGAAAUCGGGGUCCGACUAUGUCCACUUUACACUAUUGCAGCUGAAGCUACCGAUAUGAGUGCCAACGAUUGGCUCUCGAAUCACGUCAUCGGGACAGACGGAGGUGACGUAUUAUGCCAUCAGCCCAUAGCGUUUGUACAUCAUAUGGCACAGAAGAAUACUCAGCAGAGUAAAUAUAUUCUCACGUCCACUAUGUCGAUAAAGUUGAACGACGAGGCGACGGACACUUCGUAUACGAUGUUUAAAAAUAACUUCGGACUGCUCUUCUCGGAUAACGACAAGAGCCCUUUAAGAAUGGAUCUCAAGUCGCUUCAGGUAAAAUCUUACCGGCGCGCGCUGUUUCACGAGUAUCCCGGUAUACGGGUAAAUCAGGUUCGAUGGAAUCCGAACGAAAAAUCUCAUCAGUACUACGCAAUCGGCUAUCAGGCUGGUUUCGUGAGAGUUCGAGCUUUUCGAUUGCACUGAAUAUUUGGAUUACGUCGGAUGUGCUAUGCUUUCACAUAGAGAAUAGAAAUUAAUAUACAUAUUAUGUAUUCCUAUCUUUAACUAUAUUUCCCGAAAAAACUAUGUGAUCGUACAAUUAAUUUCUUUGAAGCGUACAAGAAGCUGAGCAGAGUAAUCAAAUAGGUUACAAGAAAAGCAUACACACUUACAUUGUAUAUUGUAUUAAACAUUCACGCUAGUAUCCGUAAUUGGAUGAUUUUAAU
Molecule: messenger RNA, 10430 nt
Organism: Malaya genurostris
Lineage: Eukaryota; Metazoa; Arthropoda; Insecta; Diptera; Culicidae
Exons: 7
Coding region: 535-10188 (3217 amino acids)
Biological process (GO): transcription by RNA polymerase III
Cellular component (GO): transcription factor TFIIIC complex
Molecular function (GO): protein binding
Source: RefSeq, a predicted model, not a curated record